AUGGCUAAAUCUCAUGAGUAUGGGGACGCCAUGUCGACAACGACAGGAGGAUCUGAUGACCACACCCCCUUGACCAGAACUCUUAUGGAAUGGCAUGUCAACCUAGGGCAUAUUCAUGCUGGGCAAUUAUUGCACUCGCAAAAGACCCUUCAUCUGGCAUUCACAUCAAAGGGCCUAAAACAGGCUUCUUCUGUGACAGUUGUGUAA
Molecule: messenger RNA, 207 nt
Organism: Paracoccidioides lutzii Pb01
Exons: 1
Coding region: 1-207 (68 amino acids)
Source: RefSeq, a predicted model, not a curated record